CGGCGCCCAGGCCCGCGGCACGGCGCUAAGGGAACGCCACGCGCAUCAUGCCCGCGGCCAAGAAGCAAAAAACCGCCGAUGGCGCGACCGCGCCCGCGCCCGCGGGCGCGGACUACGUCCCGCAGAACGUCCUCAUCACCGGCGGCGCGGGCUUCAUCGCGUCGCACGUCGCGCUUAGGUUCGCGAAGCGGUAUCCGAGGUACAACGUCGUCGUCGUGGACAAGCUGGACUACUGCGCCAACUUGAACAACCUGCGCGAGAUCGCGGCGCUUCCGAACUUCAAAUUCGUGAAAGCGGACGUCGGCAGCGCGGAUCUCAUGACGUACGUCAUGAGGGAAGAACAGAUCGACACCGUGAUGCACUUCGCCGCGCAGACGCACGUCGAUAACUCGUUCGGGAACUCGUUCGAGUUCACGGAGAACAACAUCCGCGGCACGCACGUCCUCCUGGAGACGGUCAAGUCACUCGGCGAUCAGAUCAAGCGCUUCCUCCACGUCUCCACGGACGAAGUCUACGGCGAGAGCUCGUACGAGCUCGACAAGGCGAACGUCGAGGCGGCGUCUUUGUUGGAGCCGACGAAUCCGUACAGCGCGACGAAAGCCGGCGCGGAGAUGCUCGUGAUGGCGUACGGGCGGUCGUACAACCUCCCGUAUCUCAUCACGCGUGGGAACAACGUGUACGGGCCGCACCAGUACCCGGAGAAGGCGAUCCCGAAGUUUAUCAUGCUCGCGAGGAAAGGGAUGCAGAUUCCGAUUCACGGCGACGGGCAGGCGACGCGGUCGUACAUGCACGUCGACGACGCCGCGAGCGCGUUCGACGCGAUUUUGCAUAAAGGGUCGGACAAGGGCGUGUACAACAUCGGCGCGCACGAGGAGCGGACGGUGCUGUCCGUCGCGCAGGACAUCGGAAAGUCGCUCGGCGUGGACGUCUCGAAGAUGAUCGUGCACGUGAACGACCGCAAGUUUAACGACCGGCGGUACUUCAUCGACUGCUCCAAGCUCCACGCGCUCGGGUGGACGCAGAACGUGUCCUGGGAGGAAGGCUUGAAAGGGACGAUCGAGUGGUACACGAAGAACGACGAGCAGAGCGGGUACUGGGGGAACCUCUCCGGCGCGCUCGUCGCGCACCCCACGGGCGGUCAGGUCCAGGCUGUCGUCGGGAACUUGUUCCAAAACGUCGAGGACAUGCUCGAGGCGCACCCGCCCGCGCCAGAAUCGGCGGCGGGCGAGAAGCCGGUCUCGUUCCUCGUCUACGGCAGGACCGGGUGGAUCGGCGGCAAGCUCGGAAAGUUGCUCACGGAGCAAGGGCACCGGUGGUGCUACGGCUCCGGCCGCUUGCAAGACCGCGCGGCCGUGUUGAACGACAUCAAGCGAUCGAAGUGCACGCACGUGUUGAACGCCGCGGGCGUCACCGGCCGUCCCAACGUGGACUGGUGCGAAUCCCACAAGGUCGAGACGAUCCGCGCGAACGUGACCGGGGUGUUGACCCUGUGCGACGUCGCGCACGAGUGCGGCGUCCACGUCACGAACUUCGCGACCGGCUGCAUCUACAAGUACGACGACGAACACCAGAUCGGGGGCAAGCCGUUCACCGAGGACGACGACCCGAACUUUGGCGGAUCGUUUUACUCCGAGACGAAGUCGUACAUGGAGAUGAUGCUGAGGCACUACCCGAACGUGAUGCAGUGCCGCGUGCGGAUGCCCAUCGACGGCGACCUUUCGAACCCGCGGAACUUCAUCACGAAGAUCGCGAAUUACGCCAAGGUGGUGAACAUCCCGAACAGCAUGACGGUGUUGGAGGAGUUCGUCCCCAUGGCGAUCGAGGGCGCGAUCCGCGGGUUAACGGGGGCGUACAACUGGACCAACCCCGGGGCGAUCUCGCACAACGAGGUCCUCGAGCUGUACCGCGACUACCUUCACCCCGGAUACACGUGGGAGAACUUCACGGAAGAGGAGCAGGCGGCGGUGAUCGUCGCGCCGAGGAGCAACAACACGAUGUGCGACAAGAAGCUUCGCGCGGCGUUCCCGGGCGUGCUCGGGAUCAAAGAGAGCAUCAUCAAGUACGUCAUGGAGCCGAACAAGGCGGCGGGGAAGAAGGCGGACAUCAAGCGGGCGAUCAAGUGAUCCGAGAGGAGGGCGGCAUGAGUUAUGAUGACGAACAUUAAUAAUGUCGAGUGGACGUAGAGAUGAGACGACUGUAACGUAUUGCGAACUGACGAAC
Molecule: messenger RNA, 2220 nt
Organism: Micromonas pusilla CCMP1545
Lineage: Eukaryota; Viridiplantae; Chlorophyta; Mamiellophyceae; Mamiellales; Mamiellaceae
Exons: 1
Coding region: 48-2123 (691 amino acids)
Biological process (GO): nucleotide-sugar metabolic process
Molecular function (GO): dTDP-glucose 4,6-dehydratase activity
Source: RefSeq, a predicted model, not a curated record